AGAGAGAGAGAGAGAGAGAGAGAGAGAGAGAGAGAGGCACCACACUGCAGAUCCUCCUCGCCCACUGUCGCUGCUCCAUAAGCUGAGGAGACGACAGCGCCGGAGGAGGACGCCAUGGAGGAGCCGCUCUGGAGUGUCCCACGCCGGCUCUCCUCCCCUCGCUGACCUCCAUCAUCCCUCUGGACAACUCCUCUCCGUGCGCCUCAACUCUUCCUGCAGCAUUCCCGCCUCAAAGCCCACCUCGCUUCACUUCAGUCACCUUUUUGCUUUUUCAAGGAGGAGAGGGGGGGGGACGACCGUGUCACAUUUUUUUUUCUUCUUCACCCUCAUCACCUCGGCUGACCUCCUGAGCUGAGUGGAUUAACUUUUUCUUGGAGGUGGGUGGGGGGACCAGCGGCGGGUGGACGGACCAUGGGGCCGCGGGGGUUGCGUACGGGCAGCCGGCACCCGCUGGCGACAUUCCUGCUGCUGGGGUGUGUUUUCUGGAGGGCUCGGGCGCAGAUGGACGACGGGAAGUCCGUCUACUUCUGGGAAACAGGGCCUUGGGGGAGGUGCAUGGGCAGCGACUGCGGCCCUGGUGGCAGCCAGAGCCGGGCGGUGUGGUGCGCCCACGUGGACGGCUGGACCACGCUUCACACCAACUGCGACCAGGCCCAGCGUCCGUCCAACCAGAGAAACUGCUUCCGCGUGUGCGACUGGCACAAGGACCUUUAUGACUGGCGGCUGGGACCCUGGAACGAGUGCUUGUUGGUGUCCGCCAGGGCCUUGGAUGCCCCGCGCCUUUUCACCUGUAGCGGAGGCAAAGAGGGCAUCCAGACCCGGGAGGUGGGCUGCAUACUCAAGUCAGAUGGAUCUCCAGCCGAGGACGCGAUCUGUGAGUACUUUGAGCCUCAGCCCCGCCUGGAGCAGGCCUGCUUGAUCCCCUGUCCUCAGGAGUGUGUGGUUUCUGAAUAUUCUCCGUGGACCUCUUGCUCUAAAACCUGUGGAAUCGGCCUCCGGAACCGGGUCAGGAGCAUCUUGGUUCCUCCUCUUUAUGGAGGAGCCAUCUGCCCCAACCUCACUGAGUUCCAGUCAUGUAAACCAGGACCUUGCACCGGCCCAGAGGGCAUGUACAGCCUCAGGGUCGGGCCCUGGAACCCCUGCAUCUUGCCACAGACCCGGACGGUGCGCCAGGCCAAGCGCAGGAAGGGUAAAGGUCAGGGAGGGGACAAAGAUCCGGAGACAAGGGAGCUUAUCCAAAAGAAACGGACCAGGAACCGCCUAAACCGGCAAGAGAGUUCUUUCUGGGACAUCCAGGUGGGCUACCAGACCCGAGACGUCACCUGCAUUCACAGAAACAGCAGCUCUGUGGGACGCAGCCUGUGCAGCCAGCGGGAGGUGCCGCUCACCAUCCAGUCCUGCGUCCUGUCUAAAGACUGCCAGGUGAGCGACUGGAGCGACUGGGGCCUCUGCUCCAAAGCCUGCGCCGACCCCGCCUACCCCCGAGGACACCGCACUCGGAGCAGACAGGUGCUCCAGUUCCCCGUGGGCGACGGCACCGAGUGCCCGCCGCUGGACGAGAGGGAGCCGUGCGUGCCUGAGGGUGACGCCUUGAUGCCCUGCGCCGCCUACACAUGGAGGACCACUGAGUGGGCCGAGUGCCGAGUGGACUUGUUGCUAAGCCAACAGGACCGUCGGCGUGGCAACCUGACGGGACUUUGUGGGGGAGGUCUGCAGACCCGCGAGGUGUACUGUGUCCAGGCCAAUGCCGAGCUCCUGAAGUACAUGGAGGACGUCAAGGAGAAGGACAAAGCUGCUCAGACCCAAAAGCAACAGAAGCCUAGUGUCCCUCCCCUCCUGUCCAUCUCCUUCCAGAUCACAGCUUCACGCCCAGUGGAGAACUGGCUGUGCGAGGGUCCCGUUCCCGAGCGGUCCCAGCUGUGCCAGAUAGCGUGUCCCAUCGAGUGCCAGGUGUCGCCUUGGGGCGCUUGGGGGCCGUGCACCUUCGAGAACUGUGACGAUCAGGCGGGAAAGAAAGGUUUCAAACUGAGGAGGCGCCAGAUCACCAACGAGCCAACAGGGGGCCCUGCUAAUUGCCCGCACCUGGUGGAGGGGCUGCCCUGCGAAGAGCCCAGCUGCUAUGACUGGCGCCUGGUCGGGCUGGACCGCUGCGUCCCCGCCGAGCAGAGGGCCUGCGGGCCUGGCACGCAGCUGGCACAGGUCCAGUGUGUCAACAGCAACGGGGAAGAGGUGGACAAAAGUCUGUGCUCGUCCACACCGCCUCAGGAGCCCGUGGUCUGUGAGGUGCCUUGCUCCAGGGACUGCGUGCUCAGCGAGUGGACAACCUGGUCCACCUGCUCUCAGACCUGCUCCAGUAAAACCAUCGAGGGCAAGCAGAUGAGGACUCGCUCCAUUCUGGCCUACAACGCAGGAGAAGGUGGAGCACAGUGCCCCAACAGCAGCGCCCUCCAGCAGGUGCGCAACUGCAACGAGCACGCCUGCACCGUCUACCACUGGCAGACCGGGCCUUGGGGGCCGUGCACCGAGGACGCCUCCACCGCUUCGUCCCCCAACGCAUCGGCGGCGGGCUCUGGCAGCACGGGCCCUGGUGGCUGCUCCAAGGGCAUGCAGACCCGGAAGGUCAUCUGUGUGCGCGUCAAUGUGGGCCAGGUGCCCCCCAAGAAGUGUCCCGACGGGCCUCGGCCCAGCACAGUGCGGCCGUGUCAGCUGCCCUGCAAGAAAGAUUGCAUCAUGACCCCUUUCAGCGAGUGGACAGCCUGCCCUGUUACCUGUGACGCAGCUGGUAACGCCGUGAAAAGGAAGCAAUCGAGGAAGCGUCUCAUCAUCCAGAUGCCUUCCAACGGAGGCCAGGACUGUCCCGAGCUGCUGGAGGAGGAGAGAGACUGCCAGCUCCCGGAAUCAUGUCCAGGCUUCAGGUGGAAAACCCACAAAUGGAGAAAGUGCCAGCUGGUCCCUUGGUUCCUCAGGCAGGACCGGCCUGGCGCUCAGGAGGCCUGUGGGCCGGGGCUUCAAACACGAGCUGUGUCCUGUCGGCAGCUGGACGGCACACAGGUGGACGUCAGCGAGUGUCUGAAGUCGGCCAGGACCAUGCCGGCCAUCACUCAGCGCUGUCAGCUGCCCUGCCAGGACGACUGCCAGCUCACCAACUGGUCCAAGUUCUCGUCCUGUUCGGCCGACUGCGUGGGGGUGCGCACCAGGAAGAGGACACUAAUCGGGAGGAGCAAGAAGAAAGACAAGUGCAAGAACACGCAGAUGUACCCCUUGAGCGAGACCCAGUACUGCCCCUGCGACAAGUACAACGCCCAGCCGGUGGGCAACUGGUCCGAUUGCAUCCUGCCUGAGGCGGGCGGAGCCGAGGGCACGUUGGGUCUGAAGGUCCAAGGGGACAUCAAGGAGUGUGGACAGGGCUACCGCUACCAGGCCAUGGUGUGCUACGACCAGGACAGCAGGCUGGUGGAGACAUCGCGAUGCAACAGUCACGGUUACAUCGAGGAGGCGUGCAUCAUCGCCUGUCCCUCCGACUGUAAACUCAGCGAGUGGUCCAACUGGUCCCGCUGCAGCAAGUCCUGCGGCAGCGGCGUCAAAGUGCGCUCCAAGUGGCUCCGAGAGAAACCUUACAACGGGGGGCGGCCUUGUCCCAAGCUAGACCACGUCAACCAGGCUCAGGUGUACGAGGUAGUGCCUUGUCAGAGCGACUGCAAUCAGUACGUGUGGGUGGCCGAGCCUUGGAGCAUCUGGAAGGUCAGCAACGUGGACCUGAAGGAGAACUGCGGAGAAGGUGUCCAGACCAGAAAAGUCAGGUGCAUGCUCAACACCAUCGACGGCCCCUCAGAGGCAGUGGAGGACUACCUGUGCGACCCCGAAGAGAUGCCCCUGGGGGCCCGCGAGAGCCGGCUGCCCUGCCCGGAAGACUGUGUCCUCAACGACUGGGGCCCGUGGAGCCGCUGCAGCCUGCCGUGCACCAGGAGCAAGAGCCGGGCGCGCUUGGCGUACACGCUGCGCUCGCCCAGCGUGGGAAGACUUUGUCCAAACAGCAGCGAGGAGGAGCCCUGCGGCCUCAACCUCAACUGCUUCAACUACUUCUACAACAUCACGGACUGGAGCACAUGCCAGCUGAGUCCCAGCGCCGUGUGCGGGAAGGGAAUCAAGACCCGCAUGCUGGACUGCGUCCGCAGCGACGGAAAGUCUGUCGACAUAAAGUUCUGCGAAGAGCUGAAUCUGGAGAAGAAGUGGCAGAUGAACAUCUCCUGCGUGGUCGAGUGUCCCGUUAACUGUCAGCUGUCCGAGUGGUCGGCUUGGUCACAGUGCUCUCAGACGUGCGGCCUGGAGGGUAAGAUGUGGCGUCAGAGGUCAGUGGUUCAGGCCUCGCAGGGCGACGGCCGUCCAUGUCCGUACCAGAUGGAGCAGUGGAAGCCGUGUCCUGUCCGUCCCUGCUAUCGCUGGCAGUACAGCUCCUGGUCCGAGUGCAGGGUGGAGACCGUGGUGUGCGGUCACGGCACUCGCUACAGGAACCUGACCUGCUUCGUGUCAGACGGCGGCGAGGAGGGCGAAGGCAGCCAGGUGGACGAGGAGCUGUGCGGCGGCCUGGACUUGUCGGUGGAUGGAGAUAAACGAAUCAGCCUGAAGGAGGCCUGCACGCUGCCCUGUCCAGGUGAGUGCUACCUGAUGGAGUGGUCGGACUGGAGCACCUGCGUCAGCAUCUGCGCCAAGGAGGCUGGUGUGGACUUCGGUUCCGUUCAGGUUCGCUCGCGUGCCGUGUUGGCCCAGGAACCUGAGAACCUGCAGCUGUGUCCAGACCAGGCCUGGGAGUCUCAACCCUGCACAGGAGGCGAGUGUUACGAGUACAAGUGGCUCAGCAGCGCUCGGCCUGACUCAUCCCGCCCGCUGAUCUGGUGUCAGCGCUCCGACGGACUCAACGUCACCGGGGGCUGCCCUCCCGUCACCCCCUUGGCGGACAUCGGCGCCUGCGACCCGCCUUGUGUCCCGCCGACGUCCUUCUGCAGCGAGGCGGGAGUGUGUGUGUGCGAGGAAGGCUUCACAGAAGUGCUGGCCCCCAGUGGGCUGCUGGCCCAGUGUGCCCCCAUCCCCGUCCUGGAGAUCCCCACAGCGGGGGACAAGAAAGGGGACGUGAAGACCAGUCGUGCCAUUAACCCCACGCUGCCCGCCACCACCAAGCCCGGACGCACGGGCCGGACCUGGUACCUGCAGCCCUACGGACCAGAUGGCAAGUUGAAGAUCUGGGUGUAUGGCGUGGCUGCCGGAGCCUUCGUGCUGCUCAUCUUCAUCGUCUCCAUGAUUUAUCUCGCUUGCAAAAAGCCAAAGAGACCUCAGAGACAGAGGCAGCAAAACAAUCGCCUCAAACCUUUGACGCUGGCCUACGACGGGGACACGGACAUGUAGUCGUGCCGAGGGGACGCAUGGCUUCCUUCACCUAUCACGGCGGGGACGUUUUUUGUUUGUUUGUUUUUUGUCUUUUUUUUGUUUUUUUCUUCUUGUGCAGCAUGAAGGGACCCGUCCCGCAGGCGAGGAGAAGGAGAAAAAUCCUCUUAGAGCACACGAGAACAUCUCUCUUUUUUUUAAAGACAUCCUUUUUUUUUUUACUGUGCAAGUCAGUCAUGACCUUUGACCCCCCCGCACCCCCCGCAUCAUCUAGAAGGCUUUUCCAACACGAGAAGCAGGAGACAAAGACUUUUUCUGCUGAGUCGCUGGAGGCUUAGGAUGCUGUGACGCUUCCUACGUUUGCCAAAAGUCAC
This is a messenger RNA of Nerophis lumbriciformis (worm pipefish), 5753 nucleotides long. RefSeq names its product thrombospondin, type I, domain containing 7Ab (gene thsd7ab). Gene Ontology annotation, biological process: actin cytoskeleton organization. Lineage: Eukaryota; Metazoa; Chordata; Actinopteri; Syngnathiformes; Syngnathidae. The record is from RefSeq and is a predicted model, not a curated record. Gene Ontology annotation, cellular component: plasma membrane.